AUGGUUUUAUGGGAGCAUGUGAAUGAAUUAUCAAUGGAAAUUCCACUAGAAGAAUCCCUUAAUUAUGCUACAGCUUUAUUGUCCCAGUUAGAACGAAUUUCCGAUUCUUUACCGAAAUCCGUACGAAAUGUUAUCGAUGGACAGUCGUUGGCGAUGACUAGACAUGUCAGUGAAUCAAAACAGAAAGGAAUCAAUUAUUCAGAUCUAUCGUCUAUGUACGACUAUUCGCCGACCCUAUUAAAUGAAGAAUUAGAGGUGCUGAUGGAUAAUGAAAUGUAUGAAUGUAUGAAUUUAACACCUUGA
This is a messenger RNA of Trichobilharzia regenti, 303 nucleotides long. NCBI's taxonomy places the organism in Eukaryota, Metazoa, Platyhelminthes, Trematoda, Strigeidida, Schistosomatidae. The record is from the annotation of a GenBank genome assembly.